AAAAUACUCCUACACGCCUAUAUCAACUUUUUUACUUACCAUGUUUGUUUUAUUACACAAAUACCACUUAGUCAUCAUUUCAUGCACAUACACGUGUGCUUUCCCCAUCACUCAUCAAUCAAAUCCCACUCUCUUCCCUCUCUUUUUUACAUUUUCUUUCCAUUUCAUUUUCGAUUUUUCAUUUCUGUUUCUAACUUCAUUUGAAUACAAGUAACCUCCCUUCAUAAGAUUAACCACCCAUUAUUGAUCACGUUUUUCCCUCUUCUUUUUUGUUCAUCCACGAAAUUUCAACUCCCUCUAAGCCCACGAUUUAUCAACUGUUAUUCCCUCUCUGUUUCAGUUUUUUUAAAUUUUAUUUAUAAGAUGGCAAUCACUCGUUCAUCAUCAUCCCCUUCUCCAGUUCUCAAACAAAAAUCGAAAAUGGGCAAGAAAACUUUGGCCAACAAAUCCAAGGGUAAACGCCCGAUCAUUGAAGAUUAUGAUUCUGAUUUUGAUGCUCCAAUGCCCAAGCGUGGGAGACCCCAUUCUUCGAAGAAAACGAAGCUCAACUUGGAGGAGCACACGGUUCCAGAAAUUUCUGGGAAAAAAACUCUUGCAUCUGCUGAAGAUCGAACUCAAGUUGGUUUUUAGUUUCAUUAUCGUUUCCCCCUUUUCCUACAUUUACACUUUACCCAGAUUUUGGCGUUUUUUUGUUCAUUCUCCUUUGUGUAAUUUUAGGGUUUCAUUUGCACAUUUCGUUUUAUGUUUUUAAAUUUUUUAGUUAUUUAUUGUUCGUUUUGAACAUUUCAUUUGGUUCUUCUCUGGGUGUUGUUCUUUAAUUUGGUUUUGUUUUCUUUAUUUUCAGUGUUUUUUUGUGCUUAUAGGUUCUGUGUUUUGUUUUCGUUUAUAGUGUUUUCAAUCAGUCGUUUGUAGUUUCUUAUAAGUUUUUUAAUAGUUUAAUAAUGGUAUGUUUGAUGUGUUUUCGAUUUUCAUUAGGUUUAGUUGUUUGCUGUUAUAUUUUAGGUUUCAAAACGAUUUUCAAAUCUUUGCUCUUUAUUUUUCUAUAGUUGUAUCUGUUUUGUAGUUUGUUUGUUGUUUGUAUAUAGUUUUAUUGUUCUUUUCAUACUGUAUUUUUCACUAUUAAAAAUUUAUUGUGUUGUUAUGUUUGAUGUGUUUUUCGAUUUCCUUUAGGGUUAGUUGUUUACUGUUUUUUUUACGUUUCAAAACGAUUUCAGGUCUUUACUGUUUUUUUCUGUGUAGUUGUAUGUUAUUGGUAGUUUGUUUGUAGUUUGUUUAUAGUUGUAUUAUAGUUUUCAUACUGUUUUAUUCACGAUUAAUAAUUUAUUGUGGCCAUUUUCGUUAUGUUGCAGGUUUGGGACUACAAAUUUAGUCCUUCUGAUAUUUAUAGAUCUAAGUGUGUAUGCACCAGUGUUUAUUCCGUGAUAGAUAAUAUUAAGAACACUUUAUCUGUUAAUUUGCUUUCUUUGUUUCGUCAAACUCAGUUUGGGCAUUUUCUGGAUAUGCCUGAGUUUGUUUUUCAUCCGCAAGUCGUACAUAGUUUAUUACUAAGGGAAGUUUUCCAGCCCAAUCCUAAAGAGUUUUGGGCUAAGGUUGCUGGCCGUUGCAUACGGUUUAGUGCCGAAGAAUUUUACUUGAUUUCUGGAUUAGAUUGUUUCGGUGAUUGCAACAAGUUGUUGUUUUCACAGGAAACAAAUCAAUUGGUAGAAACAUGUUUCCGUGGUGUAAAAACUAUUGACCACAAAGCCAUCGAGGAUGCUUUUUUGGGUAGUCGGUGGGGUUUGGAUGAGUCUCUUGGUUUGAAAAAGGCUAUUUUGUAUUUCAUUCAGUGUUUUCUUCUUAGCAAUACUCCUAACAAAGAAGUGUCUAGGUUUGAUCUAGAUGUAGUGGAUAGCGGUCGGUGGGAUGAGUAUUGUUGGGGUAGGGAAUCAUUUGAAUUGACAAUUGACUCAUUAAAAGGUAGGAUCCAGCAUGGGAUUAUUAUGAAAAAUAGGAAGGCAGAGAAGGGAGGCCAAUAUGAUGGCUGGUAUAGGGCAUUGGGAUGUCCUUGGGUUUUCACGGUUUGGUUUUAUGAAUGCUGUCCUGCAAUGGUGAACUCUUUCUGUAAGAGAGUUUCAUCUUCUAUUCCAAGGAUUCUGAACUGGAGCAACACCAUCGUCACCAAAAAUCCAACUCUUCGAGACUUGAAGGGCAAGAUUUUUGAUUUACCUUUGGACAAGGUAAUUUACAGUUUCUUUACUGUUUCUUUUCAGUUUUAUUUAUGUUGUUAAUUUUUAGUUUUUCCAAUUGUUUUAAUUUUUUUCAUAUUAUGUUUGAUUAUGCUGUUCAGUUGAAGAUCAAAAACAUGCGUCCUACUGAUGAAGAGAGGCAGCAGCUUCAACUUGACGGUUUAUUUCUCGAUGAAUCUAUUGAUGACCGUGGUGUAGCGAAGCAAUCCUUUGAGGGUGGGUCAUCUUCAAAGAAGUCUGAUUCAGCAGAUAUUGAUUGGAUGAAAUCUAAGUUGGAGAUGGUCAUUUCGAAUCAAUCAUCAUUGGCCGAGGACUUCAUAUCCUUGAGGUGUUUUGUUGAUUUUAAUUUCAAGUCCGUAAUGACUGUAAUUAAGGAUAUCUAGGAGAAGGUUAAUGCCAUUCAUCGUCAUCCUUCUAAUGAGGUAUUUAUUCAUAUUUUAUUGUUUAGGUUUUUUCAUAUAUUUUUUUUAAGUUUCUUUACUGUUUUAUUUAAGUUUCAUUUAUGUUGGUUGAUACAGGGAAAGUCAUCGGAUGAAUUAGUAACUCAAGAUUCUGAUGAUGAUGCUGAUGAUGAUGAUGAUGAUGAUGAUGCCGAGGAUGAUGAGAAGCAAUUGCCUGAUCCAGAAAAUAUUGAUUCCGACUCCGACGAUGGUGGUGAGUUGGUUAAAGUUGGUGGGGAUGCUGAUGAUGCUGACAAGGUUGUUACUGCUGUUCCCCCUGCUGAUGUGAAUCCAUCUGAGGCUGUUGGAGGGAGUGAUAAAAAUGUUAAGGAUGUUGAGAAGCCAAAGGGCGAUGAGUCUCGAUUGAAGGGGGACGAUUUCUUUGAUGGGUUAAGCCAGCUUGAAAUAGAUGAUGAUCAAGUUGUGUUGGCUGGCUUGGAGGCUGUUGGUAAAAUCCAUGUAAGUUUAUUUUUAAUUGUUUGCAAGAAAAUUAGGUUUCUUUUUGGUUGCUCAAUAGUUUCUAGUUUGUUUUGCAACUGUUUUAAUGCAUUCUUUCAUUUUUAGGUCCCCGCACCCAAUCCAGAUGUUGUUGGUCAAAAGUCAGAUGCCCUUCAUACUGAUGAAGAAACUGAGGACACUUUCUCUGAUACACCUCUGUUGGAUAAGAGGAAGCGUGCUCCGGCCUUGAAAUCUCCUUUUGUUGAUUUCGGGUCUGCUGAUGUGGGGAGCACUCCAAUGGAGCUUAUGUCCUCAGGUUCUCAAUCAGCUGGGGAUGAUAGGGAUUUCAAAAUGGUGACUUAUGUGAAGGGCCUUUAUGCUCUUAAUGAUGCGUUUGCUGAUCCCGUAUCUACCGAGAUUGAGGCAAAAUUUGACGCUUGGAUUGGUGAAGGAUUGCUUAAACAUCCUAGGUGACUGUUUUUAUUAAAUCUGUUUUUGUAUUAUGUUUUAUUUUUCAGUUUUAUUCUGGUUUUAAUGCUAUUUUUUUGCUGUUUUUUUGUUGUUGUAGGCAUUCUAAUUGUUAUGAAGAUGGCGCAAAGAAAUUUACCCCGGGUUUUAGGCUAGGUGUUGAUUAUGUUGAGGAUAAAACUUGGUUUUAUCAUUUGGCUACAUGCGACAUGUUUAUGAACGACUCGCAUAUGAACACCAUAUUCUAUUACCUUCGGAAAAAAGGUAAAUAUUCUUCCGCUGUGACGUUGAAUUUUGCAACUACUGAUUGUCUCUUUGAUGAUUCCAUCCAAGCUUUGUACCACAAAUAUAACAAGGCCAAGUCAAUGAAGACUAAGAUGUCACACAUUCACGCUGCCCACCCAAUAGCGCAUUACAUCCGAGGUAUGCGCAUUCCCUGUUCCAAGCCUUGGUAUGAAGCCGAUCAUGUGUUAUUCAUCAUCAAUCUAAGAAGGGAAAGUCAUUGGGUGUUUGGGCGUCUUGACUUGAAUGAAGGGAUUUUGUUUCUGUAUAAUUCUUUGAGGACUGCGAAGAUGAAUGCUGCAGCUAGGAAUGCCAUGAAGGCUUAUUCUGUGUUGCUGCCUUUGUUUUUCGAUUUACUUGGUUUCUGGAAGAAUAGGUCACAAGCUCCUGCCUCAGGUUCUGACCCUACAGCUCCCUUAAGAAUCGUGGAGAUUAGUGGUCUUCCGUCUCAGCAGAAAAAGUGAGUGUUUCUUUUAAGUUUAUUUUAUGUUGUUUUUUAGUUUCUAAACUGUUUACUUUUCUUCUGUUUUUAUAGUGAUUGCGGAGCAUAUGUUGCUGCAUUUGCCGAAUUCUUUAUCCACGGAAAGGAUGUCCCUGCGGACUUUGACAUCGAAGUUUAUCGUACCCAACUUGCUGCACUUUUCUUCUCAUAUGGCCAAAGGAAAAUUGAUGAAAGCAUUGAUAGCGAGGAUGAGAAGCAAAGCAAGUCUUCUAAGGCAUCUAAAUUGAAAAAAUAGGAUCUUUUAAUUUGGUGACUCUUUUCUGUUAUUUGUUGAAUCUAUUAUCAGACAAUAGUUAGUGUUAUUGGUUGAAUGUAGGUAUUAUAUUUGAUUUUAUACUAUGUACCUGGUUUAAAACUUUUAGGAUAUUUGACAUUUACUCCUUAUAAUAUGUUUAUUGUAUAGGUUUGUAUUUCCCAAAGUUGUUUGUUUUUUUAAUUGUUCAAGUUCUUAUAUACGGUCGCACAACUAUGGAGAAACUAUUAACCAACUGAAUACAAACAAUGUUUUUAUUUUUUUCUAAAUUGUGCUAUGAAUGUAUUUUUAUUCUUUGUAUUCCAUUACUCCUUUUUCCUUUAUUUUAGUUAUGUUUUAUCAAUUCUUGACUGACUGCCUUUAAAACUGUAAAGAAGAAGUCAUUCCGGUACUUAAUAUUUACAAAGGGUCACAACUGUAACAAAACGAUUUUGCAACUACUAAAAAACUGUUUAAAAUUUCAUAAAAAUGAAAUCCCAUGUAUUUAGAACAUCACAAAUCAACCUGUUUGAAUUUGCACACAAAAUUAAACAAUUCAAAUAUUUCAUAUGUAUCUAUUUUAUUGCUUGAUUGUUGCAUGUCUUUCGAUUGUGUCCGUGUUGACCACAUUUGCUACACCUGUUAUGUUUUUUUGUAUCCCAUUCAGAUAAAAACCUUCGUUUCCUUGGUCUUCUAGAUCUUAUUUUUUUGUUUGGUGGCAGAACAAUGAUAUCUUUUAUGUUUUGUGGCACAUCC
This is a messenger RNA of Cannabis sativa, 5343 nucleotides long. RefSeq lists its product as uncharacterized. Gene Ontology annotation, biological process: proteolysis. Lineage: Eukaryota; Viridiplantae; Streptophyta; Magnoliopsida; Rosales; Cannabaceae. The record is from RefSeq and is a predicted model, not a curated record. The transcript is spliced from 2 exons. Bases 3781 to 4317 code for a protein of 178 amino acids. Gene Ontology annotation, molecular function: cysteine-type peptidase activity.